UUGGAAAAUCCUCAUCCACUAUAUGGUGAUCUGGAGCUGGGUGGACAUUCGUUAUGCCGUGGAGUUUUUGGUGAUGACGAAGAUAGUUAACUACCUGCGCGACAUAUGCAUGGAAAUAUGCGAUUGAAAGCAGUCGGGAAUACGACGGUUACUGAAAUGGGUGACAUCACUCCCCGAGGUGCUAGGCGUAUUUUGUCCUUCAUGGACAAAGUGGCUGCCACCGAAGAUCAGUUCAUGAACUUGUUCAACAACUGCCGUAAGCAGAUAUCGGAAUCGGGGAAGAAGCAGGGUGCUUUGAUCACCUGUUGCGCAGUGUAUACGUUUUCCAAGGACAUCAAGGAUAUCUCGAGUGUGGAAGCGAACGAUUAUGGAAUGGGAAAGCUGGAGCGUGCGAGAUUGGGGACUGGCGAGGAAAUUCUACCGUUGCCUGGGUGGAUGGAGAGCGGAGUGGGUCUUCGAGCAAACUUUGGUGAGAAGGUCGGCACCAAGCGAAAACAUUCCUCCGGCGAUGCCAGCAAAAAGGGCUUCGAGGUUCCCUGGACUGCCCAUAUCCGAUUGGAAAGUAUUCCGCUGGGGUGUAUAUUGGAGUCUGUUCAGUUGUCGUUCAUCAAUCCGGAUGCGGCAGGCAGUCCAGUCGUUAAGAUCGACGUGCCGGCCCAAGAUGCCUGUAAUUUGUAUUUGAUCAACGACAAGCUGAUGAAUAUUAAAGGACAAACGUACUCCGAGUGUUGUCGUGGAUUGGGCAUCUUCCGACAGGCGUUCUGCUACAUCACUCUUCGUGUGCCUCUGCGACUCUUGAUACGCGAACAACUGAAACACCUGCGGAACGGUUUUCCGGUUGCCCCAGCAAAUGCCGUGCAGAAAGAUUACUCCGGGCACGAUAACGUCACACUGGAGUGCGGAGAAUCGAGUAUCACUGUGGAGAGAGAUGUCUUGACCAACAUCUCUAAGGAAGCAAAAUCAUUUUUUGGUCCGAGAACGUAUGGAUCCAUGAGCGUGUGUUCCAUGGGUGUCAGCAAGGAAGUUGUUCUGGCUGUGCUCGGCGUACGGGAUGCACGAACUGACUACUACCCUCUGGAUCCAUACAAAAUCACACUGGACUUUCUGUAUGAACUGCUGACGCUGUCGACGGACUGGGGCGUGCGAUCGAAGCGCUGGACCCAGUUAGCGUUUUUAGAGUGUCUGUGUGCACCAGGUUUGGAUUUGCAACAGGUGCCGGUUUUGGCCGCUGUGGAAUGUCUGAAAAAAGAUUAUGAGAUAGCGAAAAAUGAAGUGGGCGCGAAAAUGGUCGCUCUGGGAUAUGCUAUGGUGCUGCGGGAUAUUAUGAUGUCUGCGGAUCGUGUGUUAGGACCGACACGUUUUCAUCUGGAGCGCAGUGUUGCGGCAAUCUUAACGGAUACAGAGCUGACUGAACCCUCGAAAAACCUUGAAAACGAGCAGCAGGAUAUCACAGUUACCAUUGUAACUUUGACGGGAACUCGAACUGUGCUUGAGGUAACCACGGGGGAUACAGUUGAAAAUUUGAAGGCUGCAUUCCAGAUGCGAGCGGGAAUGCCCGUGGACCAACAAGGUCUGAUAUUCGGUGGACAACAGCUGGAAAACUGGCAAACGCUUUCCGAUUGCGACAUUUCCCAUGGUGCUGUCAUACACUGUAUUAUGAAUCUGAGAGGUUGUUGAGAUGGACGUGUCGAGUUGUUCUAUCGUGGUUUAUAUCGGUAAAAUGCGAGUGCUGUAUCGUACUAUGUUAGUAUGCCGCGGUAAUGGAAGCACUUAUUUGUUGCUGUUUAAUGUUCUUUAUUAGGAGCCGCAUUGUAGAAUGCUAUAGCUCGUUUAGUUCGUUACGUUUUUAUACAGUACAUCUGGGUCCGUACUUAAAUGGAGCUGGUGUACAGCUGCGGUGA
Messenger RNA from Paramacrobiotus metropolitanus, 1901 nucleotides. RefSeq lists its product as uncharacterized. The record is from RefSeq and is a predicted model, not a curated record. Gene Ontology annotation, molecular function: ubiquitin protein ligase binding; protein tag activity. Gene Ontology annotation, cellular component: nucleus; cytoplasm. Lineage: Eukaryota; Metazoa; Tardigrada; Eutardigrada; Parachela; Macrobiotidae. Gene Ontology annotation, biological process: protein ubiquitination; modification-dependent protein catabolic process. The coding region runs from base 106 to 1677 and encodes 523 amino acids. The transcript has 3 exons.